CACGCGCCGCACCAACCCGGACACGAACUCCUCGUUGCCUCCUCAGCGCGAUGGGCGCGCGCCCUUGUUCCUUAAAAAGAAACUACAGUUCCAUGACGGCAGUGGGAGGGGUCGUCGAGUAACGAGCCGGGGCGGGGUUUUUUUCCAGCACUUUGGAAGCAACAAGUCGCUGAAGGCGGUCACUGGUCUGCAUCGUGUCUCCGGCGGCAGGUGGUCACGGCGCGUCGUGGAUCGUGGACGGGGACUAUGAGCGCGCGACCUUCGGACAGAACACUGCUGACUGCUCUCAACUCGCUCAGUUUCACUUUUGACUCACUCCGAUACGCGCACCGUAAAUAGUGGUGAAUUUAGCUGAAUUGACGCGCGUGCGUAGUGUUCUCUGCGCCUUUUGACACUUUUAUUUUUAUUUUUAUUUUUUUUAAUGUGGAAUUGUAAAUAAUGGCCUUCGCUAGAUUCAGCAAAAUAUUCCGUCUGCCUCCCAUUGAUCUCAAGAAGAAGCUCAAGCAGUACGAGCACGUUCACCGGGACAUCGACCCCAACGAUUUAUGGGAAAUUAUCGGCGAGCUGGGCGACGGCGCCUUUGGAAAAGUCUACAAGGCCAGGAACAAGGAGACGGGAGCUCUCGCUGCGGCCAAAGUGAUCGAGACUAAAUGUGAGGAGGAGCUGGAGGACUACAUCGUGGAGAUUGACAUCCUGGCCCAAUGUGACCACCGCUACAUCGUCAAGCUGCUCGAUGCCUUCUACCAUGACAACAAUCUGUGGAUCAUGAUUGAGUUCUGCCCCGGAGGUGCCGUGGAUGCCAUCAUGCUGGAGUUGGAUCGAGGGCUGACGGAGCCGCAGAUCAAAGUGGUGUGUCGCCAGAUGCUGGAAGCUCUGGAUUACCUCCACAGCAUGAAGAUCAUCCACAGAGACCUGAAGGCUGGUAACAUCCUCCUCAUGCUGGAUGGAGACAUCAAACUGGCUGAUUUCGGCGUGUCUGCAAAGAACACCAAAACGUUACAAAGAAGAGAUUCUUUCAUUGGAACGCCGUACUGGAUGGCGCCGGAGGUGGUGAUGUGCGAGACCAUGAAGGACGCUCCGUACGACUACAAGGCCGACAUCUGGUCUCUGGGAAUUACUCUGAUUGAGCUCGCCCAGAUUGAGCCCCCGCACCACGAGCUCAACCCCAUGAGGGUGCUGCUGAAGAUCGCCAAGGCGGAGCCGCCCACCCUGGAGCAGCCGCAUAAAUGGUCGAAAGACUUUAAAGAUUUCCUGAAGAAAGCGUUGGACAAAAACCCAGAGACCCGGCCAACUAUAGCUCAACUCAUGGAGCACCCCUUCGUGAAAUCGGUGACGUCUAACCGUCCGCUGCGGGAGCUGGUGGCCGAGGCCAAGGCGGAGGUCAUGGAGGAAAUCGAGGACAAUAGGGAGGAAGGCGAGGAGGACAACACCAUGGAGCUUUCUGUGGCCUCGGGAAAGGAACCAUGCCAGACUAGUGAGACCAGUUUGGAAGGAGAGCAGACUGGGGACACGCCGAGCCCAACCACGGCCACCCCGACGCCGCUACCCAGGAAGGGGGCUGAGUGGCAGCCGGGCCCCAUCGCGGUGGUCCCUGUUCCUCUACCACGGCACCUCCCUGCAGGGGAUCCAGGGGAGUUGAACGACAAGCUGACCGACGAAGUCCUCAAUGAGUCCGAGAAAUCUGAGAGCGAGGCCUCGACCAAGACCUCCAACUCCGAUUCGGGCAUUGAGGACGGGAAGAGUACCCCCACAUCGGAGGAGAAGGUUGCCGUGGGGACCCCAGAUGAGGAUCAGCUGCCAUCAGGUCUCCAGCGGGAAGCUUCUGAGGAAGACGUGGACAUCAUCAUCAUACAGUCGACUGACCCGGAGGCGCCGCCGGUCCAGGCGGCCGAGGAGGUGGAGGAGGAGGAGGAGGAGGAGGGCAAAGCCAUUCCCGCUGAAGGCUUACCGACUCCGGGCCCGAGUCCCAGUGUCACUCCUGCAGCCGCUCCCGCGCCCUCCGCUGCUCCCACCCCAGUGGAUGCACGUCGGUCGGAGGCAAAUGGUGGCCCAAUGAAGCGCACCCCAGAGCGGGCGUCGACGGGAGAGAACGGGGUGUCUCCUUAUAUCACCGGGGGGAUUAUAAACAAUCGGUUCUCGUAUUCAGGCAGCGUGGCGUCAGAGAGCAUGGACAUGUCAUCAAGGGACUUCUCAAGUAAGACUCUAAAGCGAACCAGGAAGUUUCUUAUUGACGGCGUGGAGGUGAGCGUGACCACCUCCAAAAUCAUUCGGGAUGAUGAGAAGAAAGAUGAGGAGAUGAGAUUCCUGAGGCGCCAAGAGCUGCGGGAGCUGCGUUACCUGCAGAAGGACGAGCAGCGUGCUCAGGCUGCUCUGAACGCCAAGCUGGAAACACAGAGAGAACAAAUGCAGAGACGCAAUGACCAGGACAUGAAUACCAAGAAAAAGCACUACGAUGUGGAGCUGGAGACCCUGGAAAAGAACCAAAAGCAAACCAUUGAGAAGAUGGAAAGUGAUCACCAUAUUAAACUCAAGGAAGAGACCAGACGCAUCAAAGCCGAACAGGAGCGCGCCCUCCAGAAGUUUCAGGAGGGUUUAAAACAAAAGAAAAAGGAGGUAAAACAUUCUGUUGAUAAGCUGCCCAGGAGUGAGCGGAAAGAAUCCCUGAAGAUGAGGAUGAACUCCUUCCAAGAAUCAAAGACUAAGGAUGAGGAGAAAUUCUUGGCAGGUCAGAAGAACCACAUGGACACAACGAUAAGCAGAAUCAUCUCUAGCAACAAGAAAGAGAUUGCAGAAACGGAGAGGCAAUGCCUUGAGAGGAAACAGCAGCUAAUCAGAGAGCGUGAAGCGACCGUGUGGGACAUGGAGGAGAAGAACCUUUACGAAAGACACCAGUUAUUGAAGCAGCAGUUGAAAGACCAGUACUUCCUGCAGAGGCACCAGCUCCUCAAAAAGCACGAGAAGGAACAAGAGCAGAUGCAGUGCUACAAUCAGCGCAUGAUUGAGAUCCUGAAAGCUCGGCAGCAGCAGGAGAAGAACCGGCAGCCAAAGAUCCAGCGCGGAGAGGCGAAGACCCGCAUGGCCAUGUUCAAGAAAAGCCUGCGCAUCAACUCAACGGGCAGCUCCUCGGAGGACCGAGAGAAGAUCAAGCAGUUCUCCGUGCAGGAGGACAAGCGGCAGAAGGCCGAGAGGCUUCAUCUGCAGCAGAAGCACGAGAGCCAGAUGAGAGAUAUGAUCGGCCGGUGUGACAGUAACAUCAGAGAGCUGCAGCAUUUACAGAAUGAAAAAUGUCACAUGUUGGUUGAGAAUGAGACUCUGAGACUGAAGCAAUUGGAUGAAACGCACAACCAGCUGAUGAAGGACUGGAGGGACCAACUGAAACCCAGAAAGAAGACCCUUGAAGAUGAGUUAAACAUGAAGAAAAGGGAACAGGAGGCUUUCUUUAACAUGGGUGGGAAUUCGGAUUGCCCGAACCCAAGUUCUCCCAACAGACUCUCCAAGUUCGUGCCGUACCAAGACUCUUCCACAACAUAAAAACAUCCUCUGUGGCUCCACCCACCGAACCAGUUCUCCCACUGGCGUUAUCAGCUUUAAUUUGCUUUACCUGUGAAGGCAGCAUACCUAUCCCUCCAUUGGGUCCUUUUUUAAAAUCAUUUUAGUGAAUAUUUAUGGUUUUACAAAAAAGUUUUCGAUGGAUUUAAAACUCAUGUGCUUUGCAUGACCAGAUUCAGAUUACAUCCGCUCCCGGACGAACCACGGCGGUAAUAUAAUCCAGUGGCGUUGAGUUGACGAUGCCAAAACUGAUGGGAACAAUUUAUUUUUGCAGAGCAAGGAAUGUUUGUUCGUAUGAGCACUGGUGAGCCCGUACAUACGCACUUUUCCUUUAACUAUCACUGCCAUCCUCCAAAUAUUAUGGCCUGCGACGCACCCACAAUUUGACCAUUUUCUUUCCACGUUUCUGAAUGCCUUGGAUCACUGACCCGUUUGGUCCCUAAGUUGUAUAGCAGCAUAUUGUAUUUAUUUUUCACUGACCAAGAACAACCAUCACUGUAAAUGCUUUGUAUUGUCUUUUGUAAUGGGGGAUUAGGGUAAAUCAAGAUACAAGUUUGUUUCUUUUUCUGAUUACUUGGAUAUACAUUUUUUUUAAUUCUCAUUGCUAUUCAUAGCGUGUUGCUAUUGUGGCAUUUGUUUUUUUGUGUUGUAAUUUUACUGUAACUUCACUCACACUGGAUGGGAACCGAUGAAGCCAAAGCAAAAUCUUUGUUCUUUGAAAGAGGUUGGAUAGGGGAUUUAAAUUAAGACAUUUACCAAGUGUAAAUUUAUUAUGUGCAGUAAAUGGACUGCCUGCAAACCAAAGUGCAAUAAUACAUGUAUGUCUUUGCUAAGCUUAAAGAGCUUUAUUUUUCUUAGCACUAAGAGGGGGAAUUAUAUGAUGGUUUAACUUAAUAGAUUUAAAAAAACUUUUUUUCUUAUUUUUCAAAGAGUUACAAAUUAAUAUUUUGAAAGAGAUUUCCUUUUUUUUUUUUAAAUCAUCUGAUUUUAUAACCAAACUCUUCAUAUCAUGUCAUGGGAGUGUUACAAUUCAGCCUGAUGUAAGAUGGCUGUAGGUGUUGAAUCUUAAGUUCCUCAGUGGAAAGGUUUAGGUUUUUUUUUUUUUUUUUAAUUGGCCUGAAGAUUCAAAUUGAACCAGGUCAGUAAUCAGGUACAGUUUUAUAUCUCUUCCUCUCAUACAUUUUCUAAGAAGUAUUUAGAUUAGUUGUAAAGAUUCUCUUUUGUCAUUUUUAAUGGAAUCAUGAAUGCCUUCCUGUCUGCCUCAGUUUACAUGAUAUUGUUUGUAUGGGAGGGGGUGUGAAUGAAACUGUAAAAGAAGGAAAACCACUGGUGUACAUUUUCUCAAUAAAGGCAGAUUUUCUAAUUAAUAUA
Molecule: messenger RNA, 4920 nt
Organism: Gasterosteus aculeatus aculeatus (three-spined stickleback)
Lineage: Eukaryota; Metazoa; Chordata; Actinopteri; Perciformes; Gasterosteidae
Gene: stk10
Product: serine/threonine kinase 10
Biological process (GO): protein phosphorylation
Molecular function (GO): ATP binding; protein serine/threonine kinase activity
Source: RefSeq, a predicted model, not a curated record